UGUCGCUUUAAGGAAACUCCACUGCCGUCUUGUGGACAAAGUUGUUGUUGUUUUUUUUAAAAAAAUCGACGUACAGUUUUGAAGCAAGCUUGUGUGUAUUUUUUACCCUGCUGUUUUCACUCGGUGAUUAGGACAUCGGAGUAAAAACCAAACGAGCGCGUUGUGCAAGAGGAGCCGCAUCAAUUAAAUGACAGUCCUAAUGGAGGUGAUGUGGAUGUGAACAUGUCGGUCAUGAUCGAGGAGACUUUUCAGCUGACCGGGAUUUGACAAUCUGACACCACUGACACUUCAGUGUGUGGGUUUUUUUUCCUUUUCACUGUCGGAUGACAGCGACGAUCGAUCGGACUGUAGGAGCAGAAUCAGUGUGUGUAAAGUCAGUGAUGAGAAUGUUGUAUUGAAUUCAGUAACGAGGUCUAGUUUGGGUUUGUUCGGUUGAUUAGGUGUGAAUGCGUGAGAAGGCUUAGCUCCUGUACGCUGCUCAGACCACUUGUUGAAAUUUCGGGAAAGUUUACACUUGUCAAUGCACAAAAACAAAAACAAACUUUUCGUUUGUUACUGUUUUUUUUGGUGUUGUUGUUGCUAGUAUAGCCUCGGUAUAUUGCUUUGUCUCGGUGCCUACAAUCCCUUGAGUUACUCGCCUAAUAACUUUGACAUCUACAAGACGGAAGGAGUUGAAUGGUGAUAACUGGCUGCUGCGGCGGCGCGGGUUGUUAGCUUUGCACUUCGGACACUUUUCGGUGUUGGGGCUAAAUUAGCAGGCUAGCAAGAAAGCUAGCUGAACAGUUCAAAAAGAGUUCCGCGAAAGCAUUUGAACCCACAAACAGUUUGUCUAAGCCACGCUUUUAACAACUGACUGGAGUGUGUAGCUGAAUUGUCAAGUUUUAGUUGUCGAGUUGAAUUAAAUGUAGUUAGCUGGCUAUUUAGCUAACGAGCUAAGGCUUAACUUGCGAGCUAGAAAAGUUGCUGUUGAGUUGCUAUAUUCAGCGAAGUGUUCGAUAAAAUACUUGCGUUAUUAUUACCCAUUCAUAAAUAUACGUUUCUAGGUGUAUAUAUUUAGAAAUAAUCUUGACCGCUGUAAAGAGAGCGCAAAUGGAGGAAAUGAUGCAGAUACGAGCUAGCGUUAGCUACCAAGCUACGCGGGUGUAGCUAGCGCGGAUAAACCGGCUAACUAAUCAGCGCAGAUGGUAAAAAGUUUAUAUAUACUGCGUUAAUAAUUUAGAAUUGUCCAUAUUGCUUAUUUUUCACCCAUAUAUGCUAAUUUAGAUAUGAAAAUAAUACUGUGUUUUUAGUUUAGACAGGUAACAAGUGUCCCCCCCGGACUGAGUUUGACAGCUGACGUUUCCGACUUUAUUUAUUUUUCUCAAAAAAUGAUUUGCAUCUCGAACGUACAGGAAUGUCCACCAUGGGAGGACAGCUGAAACCUGUUUGAGAUUGAACUGCAAGCACACAGCCAGUGGACAUUUUUUCUUUCUUUCUUUCUUUUUUUUUUUUUUUGCUGCGAAGUCGGUCUGUAAACUCUUGCGGCCUUCAUAAUGUCCGGAUCCCCGGGCUCGAGUAACUCCUCUAACCCGAGGAAGUUCAGCGAGAAGAUCGCGCUGCAUAACCAGAAACAAGCGGAGGAGACGCGGGCCUUCGAGCAGCUUAUGACGGACCUCACCGUCUCAAGGGUGCAGUUCCAGAAACUCCAGCAGCUCCGUUUAUCUCAGAACCGUGCCCAGUACUAUGGUGGUUCCCUGCCCAACGUCAACCAGAUUGGCAAUGCCAGCACUGAUUUCCAGGGCACCUUUCCCUCUGGUCUCGACUCUGUGAGAGGCACCAGGCACCACGGUCUGGUAGAGAGAGCAGUCCAAAGAGACCGCAACCGCAUCAAUUCACCACACCGCAGACCUAUCGACAAACAUGGACGGCAGGCAGAGAGUUCUCCUUACGGAACAGUGUACCUGUCGCCUCCCCCAGACAACAGCUGGAGAAGGGAACAGCAGCCAUGGACCGAAGAGAAACGGCCUGGGUUUAGAUUAAUAUCACAACUCAACAGAACCAACUCAGAUUCAGCGCUGCAUACGAGUGCGAUGAACCCGAACCCGCAGGACCCGUUCAGCGGGAACCAGCAGACGGGCAGAGGGCCACCCCAGCGCAACGCCAGCAUGAAUGAAGCAGAGGUGGAUGGCACAGGAGAUGUCUUUUCUUUCCCUGCUGUUCCUAAUGAGGAGAGUCUUAUUGGUGUGAGUAAACCAUUGCCCAGGCAGCUGUGGGAGGCCAAAAAGGUGCAGUCCCUUUCAUCACGGCCCAAAUCUUGUGAAGUGCCUGGUAUCAAUAUAUUCCCAUCUCCGGAGCAGAAUGUUGGUCUCUCUCACUACCAGGGCACAUUAAAUACAGGCGGCUCUCUACCGGACCUCAGUAACCUGCACUUCCCCUCUCCUCUCCCCACCCCCCUUGACCCUGAGGAGGGGGGCUACCCCAACCUGAGCGGAGGCAGCAGCACAGGAAACCUGCCUGCUGCAAUGAUGCAUCUUGGAAUCGGAAAUUCUCAGGGUCUGUCGACCUCUCUGAGCAACCCUUCCAUCCAUUCUUCUUUGCGGCUUUCCUCACUCAACAGCCCUCCUGCAGGGGGCAUGGCCACCUCGCCCAGGAGACGACCAGCUCCCAUCAGCCCCCUGACGCUCUCUCCUGGCUCUGAGCAGCGCCGCAGCCUGGGGAAGCAGCUCUCACCUACUAUGUCUCCCUCCCUCUCUCCAAUCACACAGGGGGUCCCCUUGGACACCAGCAACCUGCCGAUGGAGCCGCCUCCUCCCUACCCUCUCUACCAGCAAUCUCAGCAGGCCUUGCAGCAGCAGUCAACCCAGUCCCAUCCAUCCAAGCUCCAACAGCGCCAGCCUCAGGGAGGACAGCAGCAGCAGCCUGUUUCCCCUUUGCAGAACGUUAACAUGGACUUCAACUCCAGUGCUCCAAACAACAUGAGUGUUUUCUUCAACGAUCCAUUCCUGGAGCAGCAGUUCUCUGGUCGGCAGUCCAAGUGUCCAUCCUACCAGCAGGACCAGUAUAAUAUGCUGGAGUAUGCCAUGAGCUCGAUGGCUGGAGGAUUUGACCCCUCCUCGAACCUUUACUACUCCCAAGCUUCGCUUAUGGGCCUGAGCGGUAGCCAUGGCAACCUGCAGGACCCCUUGCAGAUGAAGGCUAACAUGUUGUACUCUAACUGUGGAGGUGCAGUACCCAAUAUCAUACUCACAGAUGAGUCAAGUCCUAGUAUGCCCGAUUGUUUUGAUACGGACGGGGUCUUCCCCCUGGAGGACGAGCUUCGCAUUGAACCUCUCAGCCUGGAUGGACUGAGCAUGCUCAGUGACCCCAACAUGGUUCUGUCCGACCCCUCAGUGGAAGACAGCUUUCGCAGUGACAGACUCUGAGGAGCUGCACGUGUGCAUGCAUAUUCAUUCUCUCUCUGUCUUUCUCUCUCUCUCUCUCUCUCUCUUUCUUUCUCUCUCUCUAACACAAACAAACUCGCUUGAGACAGGAUGUCCGAUGCUGCGUAAAACUCCAACAGCAGAACCCAAUCAUACUUUACACGCAUUCACACACAAUACAAAAACAUACGGCCCUUUAUUCCCCUCACACGCAUACACUACAGCUUCAUGUACAGUGACUGGUGAGAUGUUCACACGUUACUGUGACUCACAGGAGCAUCGUCUCUCAGGGGCCAUUCUCACUCUAUGUUCUCCAUCUGCCACUCGCGACAGUGAUGACUGUGAUAUUCACAGUGAGCACACUCAAAGAAUUCUCUCUGAAUGCUUCAUACACCCGUUUUCCAUCCACACACACACACACACAGGAAGCCUGGUCCAGGACUAAAAAGAUCUUUUAAUCAGUGGCCAGUCCAACAUCUGGCUGGGAAUUGAUGAAUCCCUCCAGCAUUCUGAAAAACAAAUACAAAUGGAGAACAUGUGCAUAAAUGUGCAUUACAUCUUUGUGGGUGUAGUUUUUUUUGUUUAUUUGUUUUUUGCAUAACUACCUUUCAGGAGUUAUUAUACAGCGGCACUGUGGUUGUUAUUAUUUCGAUCUUUAAUCGCUUCUAACUCACCUAGUUAAAAAGAACCUGUUUGAAUCAAAAGCGAUUGUAAUGGACCUGACAAUCAGCACUGUCAAAUGGAUGCAGCUUUGCAACACAAGACUUGUCUGACCUGCUCCACCACAUCAUGGGUCUCUAAAGGCUAUAACCAAAAGAAUGUGCUAUUCUUACAUUCAGAAAGCCAUGUUUGCUUUCAGGCACGAUUGUUAGAAAUCAGAAACGGUUUCCGAUUGUAUGCCAAAUAGCGGCCGACUGCGGGGCCUAUCCAGCACUGUCCAGUCUGCAGUGUGUGAUUGUAUAUAGAGAAAGAGCGAGAGAUGGAGAGAGAGAGAAUACACAACAGCGUGGUGCAUUGUGGAACAGAAGGAGCCAGCAAUCUGCCUGAUCGCAGCUCAUAUUGAUGCACCACAUGCACUGUGUAUGUGCACCAGCAGGGUGGGUCGAGCCAUUUCCCUCCCUCCAGACCGCAUAACACGAGCUUAAGGGUUUCAGUGAAUUCUGUCCCUCAGAGAUACAUUUUACAAAUGGAGAGAUGAGGGAAUCAGGCUUUUCUGUACAGAGCAUUAUUUUUCGAAUUUCUUUGCUUAUAUAGUUUUUGUAUUGAAGAAAGAAAGAAAUGUUUAAUCACAAAUACGUAUGCCUCAUAAUUUCAAAAAGGGAAAACUGUUUACAAAAAAGUUUAAGAACUAAAACUUAUAAGUAGGAGUUAAAAUUUCUAUGAUUUUGCUAUCAUUCUGGAAGAGUAUAUUUGUAUCUUUUAUUGGUCCAGUCUGUGAAUGGAAGCCCUCUUCAUGCUUUUGGCUAUGCAGAAUUUAGUAUCAAGAGUAAACUCAAGGCUGGAACAUCCCAGAUCAUGAGAAAGGAACUAUUUUACCUGUAUAUUUAAUACUAUAUACCAGUUCUAUAUAUUCACUUUAUACAUUUUAUACUGACUUGUAAUAUGUGUUGUAUGUUUUUUUUUUUUGUUUGUUUGUUUGUUUGUUUGUUUGUUUUUAUCUGUCAAUCUGACAAGCUCUGAGUUUACUAUGUCUUUUUUUUUAUGUGAAUGAUUUGUGGUGGUUUUAUGAACGCUUGGCCUGCAUUCCCUCUGUGGUCAGAAUGUUUAAUUGUGGACAUGGUACACAUUAUGCAUUGCAUUUAUUGCAGGCUUUGAAAUGUUUGCACUGAUCAUCAGAAGGAACCAUACACUUGUUUUUUUUUUUUUCUUUCUCUUUUUCUUCUCUUUUUAUGAGGGACUGAAUUCCUUUUGGCUAUGGAUGUCGCUGUGAUUUUGCACAUGAUGUAUGCAAAAAAAAAACAAAACAAAACAAAAAACAGGCCUUUGGAAUGUAUGCACUAACUUGCCACACUAAAAUGACCAACAAAUUUUGAAAGGAAAUGUCUCUGUGCAGUAAUGUCGCUCAGGAAUGCAUGUUCUUUGUUAUGAUCACUAAAUCAUAUCAUGUAUCACAGUCUUCGGACUGGCCGGGUUCUGUAAGCUUUUGUUCUGUAAGAAGAUUUUUCUUCUAAGGAAAAAAAAAAAAAAAAACGUUAUUUAAGAUCAUUUCACGGCAAUAGCAGUACUAUGUGUAUACCAUGUCCACCUUUUAUUUUAAUCAACGCUCUGUGGUGUGUGCACUUGAAGGGAGUGGGCGGGGCAGGAGAGGUUGUGUACGUACAAAGCAGGCAAAAAAAAGAUUAUAAAGACUCUGCAGUCAAAGAAGUGGGUUUGAUUAUUUGUUUCUUGUAUUUCUUCAUCGUAUGAUGCAGCUCAGAGGUCAGGGUUUCUGCUGCGUCUUGUUUUGCAUAGCGUACUUCUCUUUUCGUAUGGCUAAUAACUCUCACUGCCUGUCUGUGUCCACUUUGCGUUUGUAACACUUUGUAUGCAGACUUUAACGUAGAUGCUUCUACACAGUUCAAUAGUUUGUGACCGAGCUCCAGCUAUAGAAGAGUGUAUUUUUUCACAGAUGGCACUAGCAGGCUGUUCCUUUAUAGGGGACGUCUCGUCGUCUUCUGCCUUAUCGUCGCUGGGCUCUGACCUCGUGACCGUCCUUCUGAUUGUACUGUGAUGCUUCCCCCUAUUCCAAGCCCUGUGCUAAAAAUGUUAGAUUUAAAAAAAAAAUAUAUAUAUAUAUAUAUAUAUAUAUAUAUAUAUAUAUAUAUAUAUAUACAUACACACAUACACACACACACACACACAUACACACACACUUUUGUUGUUGUUAUUCUGGUCUGUACUACAAUUUUUAGUGGUAGAUAUGUAUUGUUUGUAGAGCAACAUUUUUUUUCCUAUUUGGAGGGGGGCUUUGGGGGGGAGGGGGUGUUUGGUGGUGUUUUACAAUUUUUCUUUUUUUCAUGAUUUUUAGUCGCCUUUUAAAAUGUACAGUUCUGUUAUUUAAAAAGAGAUUUCUUGUUCACUAGUGUUACUGCUAUUUUUAUGCCAUUUUAAACUUUUCUUUUUCAGAUAUUAAAAUAAUACUACACCAUAAUGCUUUUGGUUUGUGACAUAUAGUGCUUAACUUUGAUUUGAUAGAAACAAUAAAACCCUUUUUGUCUCUCUUUAUGAAUUGUCACACACCCUUCUAUCAGUAAUCACUUUUAUUUUCAGGUUUUUUUUUUUUUUAACACAGAAUUGAAUUUCGCUUUGUUUUCUCUGACUUCUUCAUGAAAGAAUGAUCUCACUACAGUCUUCCUUCUUGUAUUUUUGUUUUGCCAGUAGAUGGAGGCAGCGAGAUAUAUUUCACCUGUUUGUGUUCAGGAAAAAGAGAAAGUAGGAGUACACUGGUGAGAGGCACCUUUGUCCUUGUUUCAUGAUGAACACCUUCUCAUGUGGUGGUUUGAAGAGAAAGAUGCAGCGAAGAUAUUUGUAUGUACAAAACAUUCACAGCAAUGUCUUUCAGCCUGUUAUUUGUUAUGCGUGGAAUACUACUGAGUGAGAAAUUCCUUGCUCUCAAUAAUAGUUGUUUAUCUUUUUUUGCUGCCUAAAUGCAUGAUGCUUUUAUUACAUUGUUUAUGAACUGAAAUAUGCAUAAUAAUUAAAUCAAUCGAAGAGGAAAUUCUUUUAUGGUUGAAAACAACUGGUUAAAUGGAUUCCAUCCUCCGUUUUGAAGUUCCAGCUGUCGUCUGCUUGUCUAGAUUUGAGCACAGAAAUUCAGUUCAUUUAUAAAGCCUGAUGUACGGAGUUUGCGUCUCGUCUUUUAGUCCAGAGUGAAAAAUGCUGUAUGUCGGCUUGAAAGAGUGCGUGCCAUCGUCUGAAUGUGGCGAAAUGCCUGAGCAGGUCUGUUAUUACUCCUGGGAUACAGUCCCUCUGAUAAUGGAUUAAAAAACACUGGUAAUAACAGGGUGUACAGCCAGAGGAUGGGCAUGAUAAGAGCACACUAUUUACACUCGCCAGCUCUGGUAUUCACUUAAACUGUUAGGAGGCCGACCACAUGGCUAACCUUGUUUACUCUUUUCAUAAGACAUAAUCUCCAGUUUCACUUAAAUGCUUUGAACUCUAUUACACCCUUCUGUAUGUGCAUUUAUUAAAAGCGAAUGAUCAGGAAAUCUGACUCAACUGAAAUCUGUGAAGUGAUCGAAAGUUAAUUUAGCCAUGGAUAUGUUUAAUCUUUGAAUGGUAAUGAUGUUACAACUGUGCUGGCACAAAACUGUGUUUUUGUCCCUUUAAUUUUUUUUCACCGGACUCGGGUGUGUUUCAGAUGACAACCAUUAUCUUCUGUUGUGAGCCAACGAGGGAAUUUACUGGAGGAUUUGUUUCACUUCACGUCUCUCUCUGAUGAAAGUAACCCUUGCCUUGAACUCUCCCGGGAACUCUGAGAGGUGCGUUUCAUCAAACAAGUCCUUCUUUGGCUAUGGGAGGCUUAGUGAAAGCUGUUAAAACUAGAGGAAGAAAGCUGUUUGACAGCUCAGAGCUCGACUCUGACUCAGGAUUGUAAAUCUCCAGAUUUACAGUAAUCCUUUUGGUUCUUAGAAAACAGUACAAGGAAGAAGAGGAAAAAAAAGGUUAAUUACCACAAUGGGCUUUUUUGACACCUUCAUAUAUUGUAGAAAUUCACUGAGGCAUGUGAACCUUGUGAAAAAUUACACUUUCUCACACUGGAAAGAUGAAACUCAGUGCUGUGCAUUAAAGGAGAGAGGGAGGAAUAUGCGACUGGGGACACAAUCCAACAUUUCAUGAUGUACAGGAGGAGCAGUGCUUUGUAGAGCUUUAGUGCGGUUCAGGCCUGCAAGAGUCUUACUGUAAUAAUUGUGUAAUUGCUGAUUGUUAACUUGUCAUUCUUAGAGGAAUGGAGUCAUUAGACAUGCUGUCUUUAAAUUACCCAGUUCAAGCAAUUAAUCAGUGCCAUUAAGCCAUUUUAAGCAAAAGACUGCAGAGGAAGACAAUAAGUGAAUCAUCCGUUAUCAAAGAAUCGUGUGUUUUAAAAGAAAAAAAAAUGCAUCAGUGUAGCAUAGGAAGGCUAUGAAGUCGGAGUUAUUGUACUGUGUAUUUCACCUUGUAUUCCUCUUCUUUUAGCAAAUCUACUCAUUAAAUCACUUCGCCACAGGGGUUUAGCGCUGAGCUAAUGACUUUAGACUCUAAUUAGAGUUUCUCGUGCACUUCUCAUGCCCUAUUAACAUUGUAGUACUUUAUUAACAUUGUAGUACUUUUCACUUUUCUAUCCUCUAAACUCUCAUUCCUAUCUAUUACAACCAACACUACAUUUAAGUUAGGAUUCAAAAAAAAUUUUUUUUAAAGAACACCCUCUGUCUUUCUAAAUUUCUUGCGCCGUCUUAAAUUUCAGAUUACACACAUUCCUAGUCCUAUCUUACUCAGAUCUUCUUUAAUACCUAAAAUGUAUUCUGUCUUUAUGGAAUCUACACUGCAUGUAGUACUGGUCAUUUUCAGGCUUUAAAUUACAUCCGCUUCCAGCUGCUGAAGUAACAGUUAUAAAAAUAAAAAAAAAAUAAAAUAAAAAGUACUUGACAAAUCUGUAAUGAUGCAUCAUUUUAAAGCCCUUAUGUCUAUGUCUAGUGGCUUGCGCCGCACCUAAAGGGUCGGGGGUUCGACUCCUGCCUCCGCCCUCUGUGUGUGGAGUUUGUAUGUUCUCCCCCUGAUUUGCGGGUUUCCCCCUUGUACUCCAGUUUCCUCCCCCAGUCCAAAAGACCGGCAUUGCAGGCUAAUUGGCAUCUCUAAAUUGUCCGUAUUGUGUGAAUGUGUGCCCUGCGAUGGCUUGGUACCCGAUCCAGGGUGUACCCUGGGAUAGGCUCCAGGCUCCCCAUGACUCUAUGUAGGAUAAAUAGAUGGAGAGAGGUCUAUUGCUAGUUUGUAUAAGGUUGUAAUUAAAUAAUUUAACAUGGAUCUUGGGUAUUGCAUGAUGAGGAAGAUCUGUACAUUUUUACAGAAGGAAUGGAGACAUUGAGACAUCUGGAGUUGGGCAGUAAAGCUAAUUCCCCUAUUAAGGAGAGAGGACACUAACGUGAAAUGUGAAAUGCUGUUUGUGUUUACACCGUGGACAAAUUAGUAGCUCAGGCCCCCUUAGACAAGAAGAUUAAGUGUCCAGUUAUGAGUUUUUUCAUAUUCGUAGUCGCCCGGCAGCACGUAGGCUCGUUAGACUAGCAGUCACCAAUGUUUUUUCUACUCUUAUUCAGCCACAGUAUCUAUUGACUUUAGGAAAAGGAUUUAUUUGGGAUAUUUAAACAAAAUGUGCUUCAUUGUGGUGCACUACUCAUUCUGAAUCCCACCACCUGCUGCACUACAAACAUCGGAUCAGAUGAUUUAGUUAAGUGGGUUUCUGCGGAAUAAGCACAUGGGACUGAACAGCACACAGGAGCUUUCACCAGCUUGCUGGGCUAGCUAAUGGAUUUAUGAUUUGUCAACCUUCUUUGUAUUGUGACGUUCUCUAUUGUGAGUGAGCAGGAUCCAAUGCAGCAGAAUGUCCAUUUCUUGUGCCCUUGACUCUGCAGCUCAUCACUCACGUCAGUGCUUCAGACAUCACGCCUGAUUUUCAAGGUCACUGCACUCUGGGGUCUCUUCUGAUCAAUGGCAUUUGCUUCUUCAGAAGUCUGAGUGUGAAGUAAACUAUUCCUGAUUUACAUCCAGUGUCCUGAUGUGCUGCAGGCUUUGUUACUCCUUUGCUAUCCAGUCUUCUAAACACCGGUCUCACUGAGAUGAAGAGGGUACAUGUACAUUCACACGGGUUAUUUUUCGUGUAUGAGAUUAGCCGAUCAUGACUGUUUCAUUACCACGUCCAUUUGGAAACUCGAACAUCUGCUCUCGUUGCUAUAGUUACAGGGAAAUAUUGGGACUUUCAUCUUAGAACUAAUAAACAUCCAUAAUGUUCAUACUCUAAUAGACUGACUCAGGUGAUCUCCCUUCAAAAAAAUUCAUACAAUUGCUAAAUGCAUGACCUCCUAAUAUUGUGCCCUCUAUCUUCUGCCGCUUUGGCUUUAAAUACAGUGAAGUAUGAGUAACACUGUGAAGUUGCAUCUAUGACUCUGUCGUACUCUCUUCUGUCAAAAAAAAAAAAAAGCGGGUUCCUAGGAUAGUUAAGGAAUCUUUUAUAAGGAAUCCCAGUGGCUCUGUUAUAGUGUGGAGCAAUUGAUGAUAUUGUUUGGCUCAAUACCAAGUUCUUCUGACUGAUUACCUUUUACCAUUUCUGUCCUGACGGGUGUGGUCUCUUCCAGGAUGAGCCCGCCCCGUCUACAUUUUGAGUGUCAAAAUGUUCACAUGCUAUGAGCUUCACAGUCAGCAGAUCUCAACCCAGAUAAGCACCUGUGGGAGAUUUUGAUGUUAUGUGUUAGAAAACAGUCUCUACCACCAUCAUCAAAACACCAACUGAGGGAACAUCCUCUGGGCAUCAGUUCCUGUGACUUGACGAAUCUAUGCCACGGUGCGCUGAAGCUCUUCUUGUUGCUUAAUAGGAAACUUUUAUUGAGGUUUUUUUUUUCCCUUUAAUUUGUCACUCGACUGUAUCUCAAACAGGAAAACGCUGUUGUGUAAUUCUAUAUACAGCAGAAUUACAGAAUACAGUUCAAGAGUGUUUAAGGGUGCUAGACUUGCAUUUUGUGAAUUUAGGAACUUUAUUGAAUUCUAUUUUUAUGAGUUUCGGUGGCCAUAAUUUUCCAGGCUUUUCUUAAUUUGCUGCGGUUUUUUUGUGUUUUUUUUGUUUUUUUUGUUUUUUUUUUCCUCUCCCCCAUAUGUGAUGAAUAUAUUGAAUGCAUAAUGCAGAUUGGAUAUUAUGGGAUCACCAAUGCAACCAAUGGUCUUGUGUUCGAGAUUAAUGUUACCUGCCCGGUGCCUGCUGUUGAGCGAACACACACGCACACACACACACACACACACACACGUUGAUAUUUUGAAAUGAAAAUUCAACCAAAAGUUGCUAGAAAGCAGCAAACACACUCCUGAUUAAAAAUUCCAAAACUCGUUGCAUACUAUACCAUAAUUUGUUUCAAUUAAUCUAACUUCAUAAAGAACAUACCUUAACCCUUUAUAAGAGAACUGUAUUUCUUCUCAAAACCUGUAAAGUUAUUGACAUCUGUGUGCAAAAAAAGUAAAUACGUUUUUUUGUUGUUGUUGUUGUA
Messenger RNA from Ictalurus punctatus (channel catfish), 11602 nucleotides. It is a transcript of the gene crtc3, whose product is annotated as CREB regulated transcription coactivator 3. Gene Ontology annotation, cellular component: nucleus; cytoplasm. The transcript has 15 exons. The record is from RefSeq and is a predicted model, not a curated record. NCBI's taxonomy places the organism in Eukaryota, Metazoa, Chordata, Actinopteri, Siluriformes, Ictaluridae. Gene Ontology annotation, molecular function: cAMP response element binding protein binding. Gene Ontology annotation, biological process: protein homotetramerization; positive regulation of transcription by RNA polymerase II. The coding region runs from base 1533 to 3401 and encodes 622 amino acids.